Mytilus trossulus (common blue mussel) is the source of this 1103-nucleotide messenger RNA. RefSeq lists its product as uncharacterized. The coding region runs from base 1 to 1053 and encodes 350 amino acids. The transcript is spliced from 6 exons. The record is from RefSeq and is a predicted model, not a curated record. Lineage: Eukaryota; Metazoa; Mollusca; Bivalvia; Mytilida; Mytilidae.
AUGUCUUCAUCAGAAACAGAUGAGAAUAACGAUAACAUUUUUAAAGUUUUGGAGAAAAUUGGAACGACUGUCAGCAGAGAAACCUGCACAAGUUUAUCACCAGAUGAAGAGUUAAAUAUUGCCGUAGAUUUUUCUAAAUGGGAGGAAUAUGCCGAUUUAGCUAUCUAUAAUUCAAACUACUUGUCUUCACAGAUACAGAAACACGGAGGUUCACUAGAAGCGUUCCAUGAAUCUAUCUGUCACGAUCUAGUUACAAAUUUAGUAGUAACAGCUAAACCUGAAAUACUUAGCGGAGUUGUGGAACUUGCGCCAGGAGUUUUUAAAAAUUAUGAAUUGUUUGCAGCUUUUGCCGUAAAUAGGAAUGGAACUGUGGAGUCGGUCGAGCUAGGAAAUUUCUAUAAUUACACGAACGAUAGCCUGGUCAACGAAUGGUACAGUGUUCUAAGAGACCGAACUUACGAGAAUUUGGCAAAAGACCGCACUAAAACAACUUUCAGAAAUGGAACCAUUAUAGAGGCAGACAUUUUGGUUGCUCAGAGAGAUGAUGGUCAUGUGACUAAGCCAUACUAUGAUUGCGGAGGAGGUUACGUCUGGAUGUUUACGUACUCAUCUCCUAUCUUUGGCAGAAAUAGAGACGGGUCACCUAUUUUUAAAGGAGUAGCUACGAUAGAUAUAGAGCUCACAGAUAAAGACAUCAACCAAUGUGACCUUCGAUAUGACGAUGACUCUGUUGAUUUAUUUUUCAAUGUAUUUAGAGGAACUCAUAAAUGUCCAAUCGAAACCACGUGUGAUUUCCGUCCGGGAUUAGGAUUCAAAGUAGGUGGUUAUACCUGUAUCUGCAAUGACAGAGUUGACCACAACGGCAAUUACAUUGGCUUCAACGGAGAAGAAGUGGAAAAAGCCACAGACUUAUCAAAGUUUAAGUGUGGAACGACACAUCAUGGAUAUAGAUCAGCAUUCGGAUCUGAUUCUUAUGACCGACAAUCAGGAACAUAUCUCCCAUUUAAUUCCGCUGAUGCAGAUAUAUAUUAUAAAGAUCCUUAUAUGAAGUGAGAAAAAAUGUGACCUUUUGAGAUGGACUGUUAAAAACACAUCGUGUAAUA